Molecule: messenger RNA, 507 nt
Organism: Aethina tumida (small hive beetle)
Lineage: Eukaryota; Metazoa; Arthropoda; Insecta; Coleoptera; Nitidulidae
Product: diacylglycerol kinase eta-like
Exons: 3
Coding region: 140-448 (102 amino acids)
Source: RefSeq, a predicted model, not a curated record
AUAAAAGCGGGGCGGAAGGGCGACGCGUCGCUGGCAACGAACGGGUCGCGGGCCUCACGACCGCAGAACGGACCGAGAUGUGCCCCGGAAGCGCGUAACGAACAGCCCCCACGACCACCAGACGUGAACCGCGGCGGGAAUGGCGACGGGCGGCGCCUCUGCCACCGCGACCAAGGAGGGCGCGUCGCCCGCCGGGGGCGACGACUCCUCCGAGAGCGACGGCGAGACGGAGCCGGCGAGGUCGUUCCAUCGGCGGCUGUCCACCAACCGGGACAUCAAGUGUUCGGCGUCCAUCAAGGAGGGCUACCUGCUGAAGCAGACGUGGAGGUUCCAGCGUUGGCGCAGACGCUACUUCAAGCUGAAGGGACGCAAACUUUAUUAUGCCAAAGAUACAAAGGAAAAUCAACCGUUGAGAAGUGGUUUGCUAAGUUUAAACGAGGCGAAAUGAGCACCGAGGACGAUGCACGCACCGACGAAAACAUCAAAAAAGUCCACAAAAUACUUUCG